GAGACGGUCUUACAACAGAGUCAUGUUACAAAAAGAGACAAGAAAAUAAAACGAGGUGGAAUGAGCUCUAGAGGACUGUAUGGUACUGUAAAGGACUUUUUGAAGAUUUCAAAGUGGCUGGUGUACAUUUGAGAAAAAAAUGCUGGAACAAAUGAAAGAAGACAGAGAAACAGGGUUGCCCGUUGUGGACUCAGACGCGUCUCACCUGUACACCCCAGACACGAGCUUCACUCACCUCACAACAGUCACGCGCUCACCGGGAUGGGACAGGGAGGAGCAAAAUUGCUCCCUGUUGCCUAGAGUAACCAGAGAUUCCUUGAGGCCUGACCAAUCAGUGAUCAUCUUGCAUGCCAAAGUUGCUCAGAAGUCCUACGGCAAUGAAAAAAGGUUUUUCUGUCCGCCUCCUUGUGUGUAUCUCAGUGGGCAUGGAUGGAAACUCAGACAGGAGCAACUUAAAGCAUCAGGUGUUGGUGAGUCCAGUUGUCGUCUGUUUGGGUACAUGGGUCUGGACAGUUCCACUGAUCCGCAGACAGACAGCUUCAAGCUGAGCUUUGAGGAGCAGACAGACAAGAAGAUGUUUGCUUGCGCUAAGACCUUGUACAUAUCAGAUACGGAAAAACGAAAGCAUUUUCGGCUGCUGCUCCACCUGUUUCACAGCGGUGGACAAGAAAUUGGCACGUUUCACAGCAGAUUCAUUAAAGUCAUCUCUAAACCAUCACAAAAGAGGCAGUCCAUGAAAAAUGCUGACUUGUGUAUUUCCUCUGGCUCAAAAGUGUCAUUGUUUAACCGCUUACGGUCACAGACUGUCAGUACGCGUUACCUGGCGGUGGAAGACGGGGCAUUUGUUGCCAGCGCAAGACAAUGGACAUCCUUCACUGUCAAUUUAGUGGAGGAGAUGCAGGCUGAUCGCAGUGAAUACACUGUGCAUGACAGCUACCUUUGUUACGGCUGUGUGGUUCAGCUGGUAUGCACUGAUACAGGAGUCGCAUUACCACCAAUGGUAAUACGUAAAGUGAAUAAGCAGCAUGCGUGUCUUGACGUGGAUGAGCCCGUUUCUCAACUUCAUAAAUGUGCGUUCCAGCUCAAAGACAGCAACCACAUGUACCUCUGCCUCUCCAGUGAAAAAAUCAUACAGUACCAGGCAUCUCCAUGCCCUAAAGAGGGUGAUAAAGUGUUGUUGAAUGAUGGAUCAUGCUGGACUAUCAUUGGAACAGAGGUGGUGGAGUACACCUUUAGUGAGACUCUGACCCGUCAGCCAACCAUCAUCAGCCCUGCACCUGUUAUCAAUGGACUAGAGUUGAACGGCGGGGGACAUGUGGCCAUGUUGGAGCUUCAUGGAGAGAACUUCAGCCCUCAUUUGAAGGUCUGGUUUGGCAACAUGGAAGCCGAGACCAUGUUCAGGUCGCCCAGGUCUCUGCUGUGCGUCGUCCCUGAUGUGUCUAUAUUGAGUGGUGAGUGGAGAUGGAUGAGACAACCAAUCACAGUGCCCCUAUCUUUGAUCCGAUUGGACGACCUUAUCUACAGGAGCUCUUUCUCAUUCACUUACACACCAGAGCACAGUGCCCCCUCUCAAUCAAACGGUACUGCAGAAAGAGCCGCAGACUCCGACUCACUCAUAGACACGAUACACCAGGAGUUCACACGGAUGAACUUUCAUCUAUUUAUGCAGAGCUGAGCUGUAAAAUAUUCAUUCCAGAUUAUGUACAGUCCUGGUUCACAUUCUACCCUAUUGUAACACUUACAUUAACCAAAUUUUUGGUCAAAACAAGUUUUCAUGUAACCAAAACUCACAUAGCAUGCGGUAACACACUAGAGAAAACCCUGACGGAGCGUUUGACGAACAGGAAUGCGCAAAAUGCAUUUUGAGAGUGUGGAAAGAGCCGGUUCCAACCUGGUCUCAUAGAAUCACGUUACUUUACCUACAUUUUAGCUAAAUUAUUUUUAAGUGGCUCAUUGUAAAUAAUCGCAACAGUUUCCUGGUGAAAUGAAUAAUUACUUUUAUUCCCUAUCACAUGAAUCACGAGUAAUCUGGCAAAUUACUUACUUUUCGAAAUGUUCCUCACACAAAGCUAUUUUAAAAUAUCUAAAGACUUUUGCAAUAGCGCCUGAGUUGUGAGGCGAUACACUUUAACGUUUGCAUUGCAUAACCAACUACAUUUAUCAGCUUGUUCGAGUGUGAUCAAAUUGCACAAUACUGAUAGAGUAUUGCACUUGUGAUGCAAAAGACCGGGUACGAGUCCUGAAGAGCACACAAGUCACCAAAUGUGCUAUAGAAGCAUUGCAAAUUGACGUGGCUGUUUCAGCAAUUGCAUUUUUCAUCUCACAUUUGCGUUUAAUGACACUUUUAGUUAGGUUUAGGUUUAAAGCCCCAUUCACACCGCCAGUGACAUUAUCGCUUGAUGUUAGUAGUCUCUGUACUGUAAGCUGCUUGUAGGCAUUCCUACUGCUGUCUUCUAUUGUUACUGGUCAGCUGCAUAACUGGCCAUAGCUUUUGAAAUUCUGAUCACAGAAUAGAUUUACUGUUGGUAAAAUGAAGAUAUCUUUCUAAUUUAAUAAGGAGUCAGUUUCACCAUCACUUCAUUUUCAUGAGAUCAGACUCGCCGGUUCAGUUUGAAACCGAGCAGGAAUAAAAUGAAUUGGAUUUCUAAAAAGCACAACUGGACCUGUCUCUCUAAAAUUCUCAUUGGUCAGUGGAUGAUUACGUCCAAGUGCUUCGCAGCAAGAGUAAAACUUUUCCCAACUUUUGGUCGCAUAAUGGAGCAAUACUUUCGAAACCAAAAAAACUAAAAAUCACUCAGAACAUCUUAGCAACUACUUAGCAAUGCUUUAGCAACCCCCCAAAACACAGUUUGUGGCGACAAACUUUAAACAGGAAAGUGCCACUCACCUAGUUUUCUUUUAUAUUACAAACUUUUUUCAAAAUAGUUGAUAUGAUUCACACAAGCCCCUAUUUAUCUCCUUUACAUUUCAUACCAUGAACUUUAACCAUACUAUGCUAGCUUUAAACUGUAUGAAGCAUCAAUUUCAAUGGCAGUUCACCAUAGUUGUAUCCUAAUUAGAUUUUUUGCAUUACUCUUAUCUAAUAAGUGAUGAUGUAAUAAUGUAGUGUAACUGAUGUUAUAAUGUCCUCUAUCUCAAUUUUCUCCACAUUAGAGACACUACAAUAACCUUCUAACUCUGCACACAGUUUUACACAAAGCAGCUAUUAUACAGCCAAGUUACCCCAUCCAAGAUCAUCUUCAAAGGCCGAAAGCUUAGAACAUUCCCCAUAAAUUGUGUUGAAAAGUGUGAAAGUGUGAGUGUACACAAUUUUUGAGGGGUCUUAGAGGUCUUUGGCUCGUUUCCUCUAAUUACUAAAGCAAACAUGCAUGAGAGGGUUUGGACUGGCACAACACAUCAACUAAUCUUUAUCAUGUGUCCACCAUCGCCAACAGGCCCCUGGAAUUCAUUUUCACAUCAAUUCGUUCCGCUCGGACACAAGAGAUAUGAACAAAGCUUUUCUUCUAUCCGCUUUCGUUUUUCACACCUUCUCUUAUGUAACGGGAAGGAUAGUCUUUUAUACCAUAAAAAGGAAAUAUCUUUCAGCACCGACUUCCUGCUUGAAAUGAAACUCUCAGAAUGGCUUGCGUUUUUCUUUUUCAACAAAUGGUCUGUGAAAGGCAAUAAACAUUAAAAAGACAAAAUUUCUACAAUAAAACAGUACACCAAAAUGGGUAGCAGGGUUGCACAUUUACCUAAAUUAAGCUAUCAUUCAGUAA
Messenger RNA from Myxocyprinus asiaticus (Chinese sucker), 3758 nucleotides. Its product is annotated as recombining binding protein suppressor of hairless-like protein. The transcript is spliced from 12 exons. Gene Ontology annotation, molecular function: DNA-binding transcription activator activity, RNA polymerase II-specific; RNA polymerase II cis-regulatory region sequence-specific DNA binding. The coding region runs from base 140 to 1675 and encodes 511 amino acids. Gene Ontology annotation, biological process: regulation of transcription by RNA polymerase II. Gene Ontology annotation, cellular component: nucleus. Lineage: Eukaryota; Metazoa; Chordata; Actinopteri; Cypriniformes; Catostomidae. The record is from RefSeq and is a predicted model, not a curated record.